UGAGGCAAAGCUGGACAAUGUAAAGAUCGGUGUGAUGAAAAUCUGAGUGUGUGUGUGAUUUUGCAUGUGUGUGUACGUGCUCAUUGACCUGAAGUUUUUUUUGUGGGUGGACACUAAAUGAAAGCUACACUUAUAAAAAUUACAAAACGUGUUGAAGAUCAGAUCUUGAAACCUCUGAUAUCAUCUUUUCGCCUGCACACAAUUAAAGAACAAGUUUCACAGGACCUGCCAUCAUAAAAAUAAGGUCAGCAUGGGAGACUGGGGAUUCCUCUCCAAACUUUUAGACAAAGUGCAGUCUCACUCAACCAAUAUUGGAAAGAUUUGGCUGACAGUUCUGCUGAUCUUCAGAAUAAUGGUUCUUGGGGCUGGACUGGAUAAAGUCUGGGGAGAUGAACAGUCCAGUAUGGUCUGCAACAUCAACACUCCUGGUUGCCUGAAUGCAUGCUACGACCAUAUCUUCCCCAUUUCCCAUAUGAGAUUCUGGGUGCUCCAAAUCAUCUUUGUGGCCACGCCAAAUCUGGUUUACCUCGGCUACGUUCUGCACGUCAUCCACAAAGAAAACAAACUGAGACAGCAAUUACAAAACCAGCCAGAGAAACAUGGCAUCAAACAACCCAAAUUCACUGAUGACAACGGGAAGAUUUAUUACAAAGGGAGCCUGCUUGGUUGCUAUAUGUUGAGUAUCUUUGUGACUCUUUUGUUUGAAUCAGGGUUUAUUGUAGGCCAGUACUAUUUAAUUGGGCUUUGGAUGCCCACACAGCUAGAAUGUAAUGUAGACCCUUGCCCUAAAAUUGGCCUGCAUUGUUUUACAUCCCGCCCAACUGAAAAGAGCAUCUUUAUUAUCUUCAUGCUUGUUGUGGCGUGUGUGUCUUUGGCUUUGAAUCUAGGUGAAAUGUUUUAUCUGAUGGGUCGUAGGAACCAGCACAAGAGGACAACUGCAGUGGCUGAAAUUCAGAAAUUAACCCAAACUCAGACAUUUUGCUAAAUGAAACAGGUGAAACAAAGUAGAUUUACAUGUAAAAAUAGUGUUUACAUCUCUUAUGUAUGCCAUUGUAUGUGUUUUAUAUUAGCUUUGUAGAAAUAAUUGGCUUGGUAGCCAUAUGUACACUGUUUAGCGAUUAUCAUGAACAUUAUUAUUUUAGCAGUAGCCUACACACAGUUCAGUGAUUAUUAUGAGCAUAAUUAUUGUGAACAUGUCAUGUGUCAAAUAAAAAUACACAUAAAACAACAGCGAAAA
This is a messenger RNA of Ctenopharyngodon idella (grass carp), 1237 nucleotides long. It is a transcript of the gene gja12.2, whose product is annotated as gap junction protein alpha 12.2. The coding region runs from base 251 to 985 and encodes 244 amino acids. Gene Ontology annotation, cellular component: connexin complex. Lineage: Eukaryota; Metazoa; Chordata; Actinopteri; Cypriniformes; Xenocyprididae. The transcript has 2 exons. Gene Ontology annotation, biological process: cell communication. The record is from RefSeq and is a predicted model, not a curated record.